Messenger RNA from [Torrubiella] hemipterigena, 1197 nucleotides. The record is from the annotation of a GenBank genome assembly. NCBI's taxonomy places the organism in Eukaryota, Fungi, Ascomycota, Sordariomycetes, Hypocreales, Clavicipitaceae.
GCCCGCAUUACCACCUACACCUCAACGCUGGUAAGCCGACAUUUGCACCCAGCUUCCCACUCCAUUGCAUUCUCACGCGAGAGAUAUUUCUAGAAAAGUAGCUACAUACAGCAGCUAUAUCCAGACACAAUGAGGCCGGCAAUUUCACGAAUCGCUCUUCCAGCGCGCCGACACUUUUCCGUGUCGGCUAGACGUCUCGAUACGUAUGCCUUUGUUGGUCUUGGCCAGAUGGGCUACCAAAUGGCAAAGAACCUCCAGUCUAAGCUUACCUCCAACGACACCGUUACUCUGUUUGAUAUCAACAAGGAUGCCGUGGCCAGCCUGCAGACCGAGAUGAAGGCUGCCGGUGUCGGAGCCAAGGUGACCGUCGCUGAGAGCGCCCACGAUGCCUCCAAGGAAGCUGACACUGUCAUUACCGUUCUUCCCGAGCCCAAGCACGUAAAGGGCGUCUACGAAUCCAUCCUUACGUCGUCGCUACCGCAAAAGAACCGCCUCUUCAUCGACUGCUCGACCAUCGACCCCGGCACGUCCCGCGCUGUCGCCGAGUCCGUCGCGUCCGCCAAGCAGGGCGUCUUUGUAGAUGCUCCCAUGUCGGGCGGUGUCGUUGGUGCUACUGCCGGCACACUGACCUUUAUGCUCGGCGCCGACGAGGCCACUGUGCCCCGUGCCGAGCCGACGCUGCUGCACAUGGGCCGCAAGGUGCUGCACUGCGGCCCUCAGGGUACCGGUCUGUCGGCUAAGCUGGCCAACAACUACCUGCUUGCCGUCAACAACAUUGCCACGGCGGAGGCCAUGAACCUGGGCAUGCGCUGGGGCCUGGACCCCAAGAAGCUGGCGGGCGUGCUCAACGUGUCGACUGGCAAGUGCUGGCCCAGCGAGGUCAACAACCCGGUCAAGGGUGUCGUGGAGGGUGCUCCGGCCGGUAGGGACUACAGCGGCGGCUUUGGCGUUGCUUUGAUGCGCAAGGACUUGAAGCUGGCUGUUGGAGCGGCUGCUGAGGCUGGUGCUAAGAUGGAGCUGGCUGAUGCGGCAAUGGGCGUGUAUGAGGGUGCUGCUGAGCGAGAGGACUGCAAGGGCCGUGACUUUUCCGUCGUGUAUAGAUAUAUUGGUGGCAAAGAAUAGAUUCUACAAAGAAAGAUAAAAAUAAAUAGGAAACUUGCGGUUGGUUUGAAUGUCUACAAUGAUUGAUGACCUGAG